Doryrhamphus excisus (bluestripe pipefish) is the source of this 1685-nucleotide messenger RNA. The record is from RefSeq and is a predicted model, not a curated record. Lineage: Eukaryota; Metazoa; Chordata; Actinopteri; Syngnathiformes; Syngnathidae.
CUAAGUGGUCUGCAGCAGGCUUCCAACCAAUUAACGCUAAUUAAUCUGUCACGUGACACCCGCCUGCUUCAACUUGAAGGCCCCGUCGUGAGUCGACAGAGUAAAAACAUCCAAUCUACAAGGAGAUGAAUUGCAAUUUUGCUCAAUUUUCUUUAAUUUCUCUUAUUUUGAUACUGAACGUUCCACACUGUCCGUGUUCAAAGAAGAUCUCGCCACCGUCCCGGAGGCAAAAACUGGUCCUGCCGAGAGUCACCUGCUCUCACCGAGGAAUGAAAGCCGUGUUCAGGUCCAGGGUCAAAAGUAAUCCCAGAGUCAAAGACGUGGCCGGGUCCGCAUUCGCGGUUCCUCGGUCUGAGGGCUCCUGCGGAGUCCAGGCGGGUCGACGGAACAACCAGAGCCUGGUGUUCUUCAGCCGAUAUGACAGCUGCUACGCUCAAGUCAAGGGAAGCAAAGUGGUCGUCCCUCUGCAAGUGCAGCUGACAGGAGAAGAUGGAUGGUUCGGGAUAAAUAUCAGCUGUCCUCUAAGGUCAUCCCGGCAGAGGACACGCCUCGCACCUCCACCAUCUCCUGGAAACUGCGCGGUGCGCCAAGAACUUCGGGUGAAAUGUGGCCAACGCAGAACGUCGAGGGAUUCUUGCGCCAAUCUGGGUUGCUGUUUCGAUCCAAACGACUCAACCUGCUUCUACAAACUCCACGCCUGCUCCCUGGAUGGACACUUGGUGUUCUCGGUGAAAGCAACAGACGCAGACCCCCCCACGGACCCGAGAAGCCUCGUCGUCAAGGAUCAUCCACGGUGCAUCCCUGCCAUGGCCACCGCGGACAUCGCCGUCUUUAAGAUUCCCGUCACGGACUGCGGGGUUACAGCAAAGGUGGACGGAGAUGUCGUCAUCUACGAGUUGGAGAUGGAGGACCGUGCAGACAACAACCGCACUCCAUUUCGUGUCCAGAUCGAGUGUGAAUCCAAAGCUUCCAACGUGAGACGUGCUGUCAAUUUCCCCUCCCGGCACACGGUGACCAACCCGCCGCCCGUGGUUGCUCUGGGAUCCAUCAGAGUGCAGAUGAGAAUGGCCACCGAUGCGUCUUUUAAGUUUUUCUUUCCUGAGGACCAGCUGCCACUCAUGAUGCCACUGCGUAAGGCCGCAUAUGUGGAGGUCUCCAUCGCCCAGCCGUCCCCGGACCCCACGCUUUCCCUGCACGUACGCGACUGCUUCGCUUACCCAGCAUCCCGACAUUCCGUGUGGACGCUUCUCUACAACGGAUGCCCCAACCCGUUGGAUGACUCCAGAAGUUCUGUUCCUGUGGACAAGCAAGGAAAAACACAAUCCCGCUCCCAAGUCAGGAGAUUUGAUGUCAAGACCUUCGCCUUCUUGGAGCAAGGGGAGCCAAGUGUGGAGGAAGUAUAUUUCUAUUGCUGGGUGGAAAUCUGCACAGAAGAGGUUGACUGUGCACAACCGUGUGCCAUCACUUCACAGGAAGGGGGGAGACGAAGAAGAGAGGCUUUAUUUAAAUCACAAGCCUUCCAGCUGACCUCCAUAGGUCCACUGCUGCUGGGUCAGAAUAACACAGCACCUGAGGAGAAUCCACGGAUUCAGAAGAGCGGUUUUGGUUUAGGGUUCGAGUCUUAGCACGCUGAGCUACGGGCUAAGGGAUCGUUCGGAAUCAACCUUGAAUAAGCACAACAAUAC